Molecule: messenger RNA, 1140 nt
Organism: Aspergillus chevalieri
Lineage: Eukaryota; Fungi; Ascomycota; Eurotiomycetes; Eurotiales; Aspergillaceae
Product: NAD(P)-dependent alcohol dehydrogenase
Exons: 3
Coding region: 1-1140 (379 amino acids)
Molecular function (GO): oxidoreductase activity; zinc ion binding
Source: RefSeq, a predicted model, not a curated record
AUGACUCGUUCCACCGAAGCACUGGUCGCCCACUCCCUCGGGGCGGACCCCGAAUUCACCCCCGUCACGCUGGACAACCUGCAGCCGACAGAGGCCCUCGUGGAGGUUCAUGCCACAGGUAUCUGCCACACGGACAUUGCCUGUAUAGAAGGGAAGCUUCCAGCACAGUUUCCUAACGUUCUUGGCCACGAAGGCGGCGGUGUCGUUCUCGAAGUCGGUUCUGCCGUGAAAGAUGUCAAGAAAGGGGACAAAGUCCUCCUCAGUUACAACUUCUGUGGCGACUGCUCCCACUGUACAGAGGGUCAUCCAGCAUACUGUGAGAGUAUGAUUCCGCUGAACUUUGGCGGUAAACGUUUGGACGGAACCCAGACGGUCUCCCUGGCCAAGGACCCCUCAACCCCGGUCUUCGCGAACUUUUUUGGUCAAAGUACAUUUUCCCGCAUCGCUCUCGUUAGUGGCUCGUCUCUCGUCCGUGUCCCCGACUCGACGCCAUUGGAGCUCUUUGCACCCCUUGGAUGCGGUUUGCAGACUGGAGCCGGCUCCAUUUUCAAAUCCCUUAACGUCAAACCCCGAAGUAAGGUGGCUAUCUUUGGCGCCGGGUGCGUCGGGCUGAGUGCAGUCAUGGCAGCCAAGAUCCGCGGCGCUGCUAUGAUCAUUGCGGUGGACAUUCAGCCGGACCGUCUGGAAAUGGCUCGUGAACUCGGCGCAACGCACCUCAUCAACGGCAAGGACAAGGAUCUCCUCCAACAGAUUCAAGAUCUGUGCAAGCCAGGCAAGGGCGUAGAUUAUGCCCUGGACUGCUCGGGUGUGCUCAGCGUGAUCGAGACGAUGAUCCAAUCGCUGGGGAUGCGAGGGCGAGCAACAAGUGCGGGUGCUCCUGCGCCAGGGCAGCGAGUUGCGGUGGAUGUGUUUUCGCAUCUUGUCUCAGGACGAGAGUAUGUCGGUUGCCAUCAGGGAGGAAGUGUUGCGGCCGAGAUGAUCCCCUUCCUGAUUGAACAACACAACCAAGGGAAAUACCCGCUUGAGAGAUUGAUCAGAUAUUACAACGUGAAGGACGCACAGCAGGCAUUCCAAGACAUGAAGGGUGGAAAGGUCCUAAAGCCUGUGCUCGUUUGGAGCGAAUCUAGCUUACAGAACUAG